AUGGCGGACGAGAACGGCGGCGAGCCCAUCAAGCGUGAUGUGCGCAACCACAUGCUCUUUGAAAUCGCCACAGAGGUCGCCAACCGCGUCGGUGGCAUUUAUUCCGUCCUCAAGUCCAAGGCCCCCGUCACAACCGCCGAAUAUGGCGACCGCUAUACCUUGAUUGGCCCUCUGAACAAGGCCUCGGCCGCGGUCGAGGUCGAGGAGCUCACUCCCUCCAGUCCCGCCAUGCGCGAGACCAUCAAGUCCAUGGAGUCUCGCGGGAUUGAAAUCGUCUACGGUCGCUGGCUGAUCGAAGGUGCUCCGCGAGUCCUUCUCAUCAACACCGGCACGGGAUACCGAUGGCUCGAUGAGUGGAAGGGCGAUCUGUGGAACAGCUCCGGCAUCCCGUCCCCAGAUGCCGAUCACGAGACCAAUGAGGCCAUCGUCUUUGGCUACAUGGUCGCCUGGUUCCUCGGCGAGUACAUUGCCCACGAGCGUAAACGUGCCGUUGUCGCCCACUUCCAUGAAUGGCUAGCGGGUGUGGCCCUCCCCUUGACCAAGAAGCGUCAUAUGGAUUUGACCACCAUCUUCACUACCCACGCUACUCUCCUUGGUCGCUACCUCUGUGCCGGCUCCGUCGAUUUCUACAACAAUCUGCAACAUUUUGAUGUAGACGCCGAGGCCGGAAAGCGUGGCAUCUACCACCGCUACUGCAUUGAGCGGGCUGCUGCGCACAGUUCCGAUGUCUUCACUACGGUCUCUCACAUUACCGCCUUUGAGAGUGAGCAUCUGCUGAAGCGUAAGCCCGACGGUGUUCUGCCCAACGGUCUCAAUGUGAAGAAGUUCUCCGCUAUGCACGAGUUCCAGAACUUGCAUUCGCAGGCCAAGGAGAAGAUCAACGACUUUGUGCGCGGUCAUUUCUACGGACACAACAAUUUUGAUCUGGACAAGACCCUCUAUCUCUUCACCGCUGGUCGGUAUGAGUUCCGCAACAAGGGUGUUGACAUGUUCAUCGAGGGUCUGGCACGUCUGAACCACCGCUUGAAGACCAGCGGGUCGGACACGACAGUCGUUGCUUUUGUCAUCAUGCCAGCGCAGACAUCGUCGCUGACGGUGGAGUCGCUCAAGGGCCAAGCUGCGGUCAAGUCACUCCGCGAUACCAUUGAGAAUAUCGAGAAGGGAAUCGGCAAACGCAUGUAUGAGCGUUGCCUUUCCUGGAAGGAGGGUGACAACAUGCCCGACGAGAAGGAUCUGAUCACUAGUCAAGAUCGCGUGCUGCUGCGUCGUCGCCUGUUUGCCAUGAAGCGCCACGGCCUACCCCCGAUUGUCACCCACAACAUGGUCAACGACAGCGAGGACCCGAUCUUGAACCAGAUCCGCCGCGUGGAGAUGUUCAACAACGAAUCCGAUCGGGUCAAGAUCGUCUUCCACCCCGAAUUCCUCAACUCGUCCAACCCAGUCCUGCCCCUGGACUACGAUGACUUCGUUCGAGGUACUCACCUGGGAGUUUUCCCCUCGUACUACGAGCCUUGGGGUUAUACCCCGGCGGAGUGCACUGUGAUGGGAGUUCCUAGUAUCACCACCAACCUUUCCGGCUUCGGAUGCUACAUGGAAGAGCUCAUUGAGAACUCCUCGGACUACGGCAUCUACAUUGUUGAUCGCCGUUCGAAGGGUGUGGAUGACUCUGUCAACCAACUCACCGAUUUCAUGUACAACUUUACCUUGAAGAGUCGCCGUCAACGAAUUAACCAACGUAACCGCACGGAGCGACUGAGCGACCUGCUGGACUGGAAGCGAAUGGGAUUGGAAUACGUCAAGGCGCGCCAGUUGGCUCUGCGAAGAGCUUAUCCCUCUUCGUUCGAAGGAGCGGAGGACUACUUCGACAUCAUUGGUGGUACGGAACAGAAGCUCUCCCGUCCGCUAUCGGUUCCUGGUUCUCCGCGGGACCGUUCUGGCAUGAUGACUCCUGGCGAUUUCGCAUCGCUCCAGGAAGGUCAUGAGGGUCUCAAUACUGAAGACUAUAUCUCCUGGAAGCUUCCGGAGGAGGAAGAACCUGAUGACCACUUUUUCCCGCUUACCCUCCGGACUCGCAAGUCCGCCGAUCGCCCCCAGUCCCCACUGGACAGCAUCUCGAUCAAUGGGGGCCACGAAGCGGAGGGCAGUCCCCCGGCCAAGGCCUAG
Messenger RNA from Penicillium waksmanii, 2163 nucleotides. RefSeq names its product Glycogen synthase. The coding region runs from base 1 to 2163 and encodes 720 amino acids. Gene Ontology annotation, cellular component: cytoplasm. The transcript has 4 exons. Gene Ontology annotation, molecular function: alpha-1,4-glucan glucosyltransferase (UDP-glucose donor) activity. NCBI's taxonomy places the organism in Eukaryota, Fungi, Ascomycota, Eurotiomycetes, Eurotiales, Aspergillaceae. The record is from RefSeq and is a predicted model, not a curated record. Gene Ontology annotation, biological process: glycogen biosynthetic process.